AUGGACAAGGUCGACAUCAAACCCGAGUUUGCUGUCGAUGCCACCACCGACCACAGCAAGUCGGGUGGCAGUACGUCUUCCAAGGUGCCGGACGACCACGACGACGACGCCUCCAUCGUGGUCGACCCCGUCCUCGAAAGGCGCGUUCUGAGAAAAUUCGACCUGCUUGUUUGCCCUCAGCUGGGUCUGCUCUUGCUGCUCUGCCAGCUCGAUCGCUCCAACAUUGGAAAUGCGGUGGUCUUUGGCCUCGUCGACUCACUCGGCCUCGUGGGGAUCGAGUUCAACAAUCUGUCCAUGCUCUUCUACGUCCUGUACAUCGUGUUCGAAAUCCCCUGGGUCAUGGCGGUCAAGAGAUUCGGACCGAACAAGGUUCUCGCCAUCGCGCUGGUGAGCUGGAGCGCCGUCACCAUCGGCACGGGCUUCAUCCACAACUACCACCAAGCCAUCGCAUGCCGUCUCCUCCUCGGUCUCACCGAAGCAGGCACCGUCCCCGCCUUGACCUUCAUCGUCUCGACCAUCUACAACCGACAGGAUCAAGCCAAGCGGAUCGCCACUCUCUACAUCGCCUCGGCUGCCUCGGGGGCCUUUGGAGGCUUGAUCGCCUACGGCAUCCAGUCAAUGGGGGCGCGCCAUGGCCUCGAAGCCUGGAGAUGGCUGUUCAUUGUCGAAGGCAUCAUCUCCAUCGUCCUCGGUGGCAUCUGCUGGCUGUCGUUGCCGUCCAGUCCUGAACGGGCCUGGUUCCUGAACCAAGAGGAGAGGGAGAUGAUGGCGGCUCGCAAACGCCGAAACUUGCUGUACAAGGGCUCCGAUGAGUUUUCGUGGUCUUGGGUGCGUAUGGCUUUCAAAGACCCGUUUGUGUAUGGGGCGGCUGCCGCCAUGUUCUGUUCCACCAUUCCACUGUACGGGCUCGCCACCUUCUUGCCGACAAUCAUUCGUGGCCUUGGAUAUUCGUCGCUCCAAGCCAACUAUUUCACCAUUCCGGUAUACGUGUUUGUGACGAUUGUGGUCAUCAUCGUCUCCUACCUGUCGGACAGAUUCCAGCAGCGGAGCUUCUUCGCCAUCGGCGCCGCCUGGGCGUGCGUCGUUGGCUACGCCAUCGCCAUCGGCUCCUCCAAGCCCGGGGUGGGCUACUUUGCCAUGUUUCUCGUCGUGGCCGGCGUGUAUCCUUUCAACAACAUGGUCAUUACCUGGGUCUCGAACAACAUCUCGCCAGAGCACAAGCGUUCCGUCGCCAUCCCUCUCUUCUUCUCCCUCGCCAACAGUGCCGGUCUGGUUGCGUCACAGAUCUAUCCCUCCCGUGACGGGCCGCGGUACGUCAUGGGCAACAGCGUGUCCCUGGGCGUCGAGGCCUUUGCCAGUCUCAUCGUCAUCGCCAUGUAUCUUCUGGUCCGACGCCGGAACCAACAAAAGGAAAAGCUGGUCGCUCAGGGCGCAACGGAGAACGGCAAGUUAGGAGAUCAAGCGCUGGACUUCAAAUAUGCUUACUGA
This is a messenger RNA of Fonsecaea multimorphosa CBS 102226, 1488 nucleotides long. RefSeq lists its product as uncharacterized. Gene Ontology annotation, biological process: transmembrane transport. Gene Ontology annotation, cellular component: membrane. Gene Ontology annotation, molecular function: transmembrane transporter activity. The coding region runs from base 1 to 1488 and encodes 495 amino acids. The record is from RefSeq and is a predicted model, not a curated record. NCBI's taxonomy places the organism in Eukaryota, Fungi, Ascomycota, Eurotiomycetes, Chaetothyriales, Herpotrichiellaceae. The transcript has 3 exons.